Molecule: messenger RNA, 2700 nt
Organism: Brienomyrus brachyistius
Lineage: Eukaryota; Metazoa; Chordata; Actinopteri; Osteoglossiformes; Mormyridae
Gene: fermt1
Product: FERM domain containing kindlin 1
Exons: 15
Coding region: 169-2163 (664 amino acids)
Biological process (GO): cell-matrix adhesion; integrin-mediated signaling pathway
Cellular component (GO): focal adhesion
Molecular function (GO): integrin binding
Source: RefSeq, a predicted model, not a curated record
CUGCGGGACUCGGUCGGGGCAUUAAACGCUGCAGCAAAGCCGACUUCCUUACCUGGGCGCCCUGGGCGGGACCAGGCGGUGGCCGCUUCGGAGAAGCAGCACGGCUUCAAAGGGACGGGAGAACGCGGGGGAGCCAUUCCUAACGUCCAGACCUUCCUAGAUGAGAACAUGACAACUUCAGCGGAGUAUGGAAAAAUCACCUGGGAGCUCAGCGUCUAUGUGGACCAGAGGGAGGACGAUAGCCUCCGCACCCUGCGGGUGAAGGGGAGCGACCAUGUCGGUGGGCUCAUGCUCAAGCUGGUGGAGGAGAUAAAUGCUACGAGGGACUGGUCAGACUAUGCCUUGUGGUGGGAGCAGAAGAACAUCUGGCUGCUGAAGACGCAUUGGACUCUGGACAAGUAUGGGGUUCAGGCAGAUGCUAACCUGCUGUACACCCGUCAACACAAGCCGCUAUGUCUGCAGCUGCCCAACAUGAAGACCAUCAAGCUGAGUGUCAGCUUCUCAUCAGUGGUCUUCAAGACUGUCACUGAGAUUUGCAGAACUCUUAACAUCAGGAGACCAGAGGAACUUUCUUUGCUGAAACCUCUCGAUGACGCAUCGAAGAAAAAGAAAAAAGACAAGGGCAGGAAUCCCGCUAUCGACGAGGUCAUGAACAUAGAUGCCCUCGGGAUGCCAGGAAACACAGGUAACCCCGGAACUUACAGCAAAACCAUGACACCUACGUAUGACCCAGAGAGCGGAAACCCGAUCUCCAAAACGAGCCUGUGGUUUGGGCAGAACGAUCUGAUAGUCAGCCAGCCAAACCUGCCACCUGCUGAGCUGGCCAAGAUGUACAAGCCUUUGACUACAAUAGAGAAGGCAACUAUAAACUCGGGGUGGUUGGAUUCUUCUCGAUCGCUGAUGGAACAAGGCGUCCAGGAGGACGACAGGCUGCUGCUGCGUUUCAAGUACCACUGUUUCUUUGACCUCAACCCAAAAUAUGACUCCGUGCGUAUAAACCAGCUGUAUGAGCAGGCAAGAUGGGUCGUCCUGCUGGAGGAGAUCGACUGCACGGAGGAGGAGAUGUUCAUGUUUGCGUCCUUGCAGUACCACAUAUGCAAGUUGACUUUAUCAAAGGAGCCCCUAAAUCUCUCCGACGAGCCGGAGGUCGAUGAAGUGGAGGCAGCCCUGUCAAAUCUGGAGGUGACGCUCGAAGGAGGAAACGCGGACAAAAUCCUUGAGGACAUCACUGACAUUCCUAAGUUGGCGGAUUCCCUCAAGUUAUUCAGGCCCAAAAGACUGACUUUGAGACCAUACAAAGAGUACUGGUUUGUUUUUAAAGACACCACAAUAUCGUAUUAUAAGAACCGGGAGUCAUCCGCUGGGGAGCCGAUCGAGCAGCUACACCUGAGAGGCUGCGAGGUUGUGCCAGACGUCAACGUGGCGGAGAAGAAGUUUGGGAUCAAACUGCUGCUGCCGGUGGCGGACGGCAUGAACGAGGUGUACAUCCGCUGUGACAACGAGACGCAGUACGCCAAGUGGAAAGCGGCCUGCAUCCUGGCCUCCAAGGGCAAGACGAUGGCAUACAGCUCGUACAAGACCGAGGUGCGGAACAUCCAGUCCUUCUUGCAGAUGAAGAGCCUGGCGCCGACGCCAGAGUCUGCCCCCGAUGCUGACGCCUUGGACAUGAACGCCGAAUGCUUUGUCUCGCCCAGAUUCUCCAAAAAGUACAAGACGAAACAGUUAGCCACCAAGAUUCUGGAGGCCCAUCAGAAUGUCACUUCUCUGUCUCUCAUGGACGCUAAGAUGCGCUUCAUCCAAGCUUGGCAGUCCCUCCCAGAGUUCGGCAUUAAGUACUACAUUGUGAGAUUCCGAGGGAGCAAGAAGGACGAAAUUUUGGGAAUCUCGUACAAUCGGCUGAUCCGGAUCGACAUGUCUACCAAUCAGCCUGUGACCACCUGGAGGUUUUCCAGCAUGAAGCAGUGGAAUGUGAACUGGGAGAUUCGGCAGGUGACCAUCGACUUUGAUGGAAAUGUGCAAGUGGCCUUCGCCUGUCAGUCCUGCGACUGUAAGGUUGUUCAUGAGUUUAUUGGUGGCUACAUUUUCCUCUCCACUCGCUCCAAGGACCAGAACGAGACCUUAGAUGAAGAACUCUUCCACAAACUCACUGGCGGCCAAGAGUAGCCUCACAAUCACAAGAUGCCUUCGCUUCCAGUGAAGUUUCAGUUUCUGUACAUGUUAUGUGGACCAAGAUGGCUGCCAGUUAAGCUGUAGUAGUCUACUGCUAACCGAGAGCUGGAUUCCUGAUGGAAAGAAUGGUCACGGUUAUAUUACAUUCUUCAAAUGAAAGUGCCUUCGAUGUUACAAUAACACUGAUAAUUAUGUUCUUUCAUACAGUAUGUCAGUCUUUGCCAAGUACGCGUUCGGGUGAAUUUGUUUAGUUUAAUUCACGCAACUGACAGAAAGGAAAGCUGGUGCUUAUCAGAUUUAGUCAGUAAAGCUGGAUUUGUAGCACCAGAUUUGUAGUGCAGUCUUAUGUCAUUAGAUUCACUGAUAAUAACCCUUUGGGCAAACAAUAGAAAAUUUUAAAAACAAGAGCAAAGAUUUUCAGUUGUGAGCAUGUAAGUGCACUUAUUCUUUAGGAAUGCUGAAAUUAUGCAGCUUGAAAAAAAUGUACCAUCUGUUAUUUUGCAAUACACAAUAAAAGACAAUAAUGUACAA